Messenger RNA from Trichoplusia ni (cabbage looper), 1908 nucleotides. It is a transcript of the gene SF2, whose product is annotated as serine/arginine-rich splicing factor 1A-like. The transcript has 4 exons. Gene Ontology annotation, cellular component: nucleus; ribonucleoprotein complex; cytoplasm. Lineage: Eukaryota; Metazoa; Arthropoda; Insecta; Lepidoptera; Noctuidae. The record is from RefSeq and is a predicted model, not a curated record. Gene Ontology annotation, molecular function: mRNA binding. The coding region runs from base 155 to 922 and encodes 255 amino acids.
CAAUCUGUCAGUAUUGUUUCAUUUCCGUUUCCUACGAACAUAUUGUCAGUCGCCAUAUUUGAUUAGUUCCUAAUGAGAUACGCCGAAGCGUUACCCAAGAAAUUAAGGAAAUUGGCGUUAAAUAACUUUUAAUUCACAUAACGUGUUUACCAAAAUGUCGGGUGGAAGCAGCAGCAAUAGAAAUGAAUGUAGAAUAUACGUCGGAAAUCUGCCCCCAGACAUAAGGACAAAGGAUAUCCAAGAUCUAUUUUACAAAUUUGGCAAAGUAACGUUCGUAGAUCUGAAAAAUAGAAAAGGACCACCAUUCGCCUUCGUUGAGUUUGAAGAUCCCAGGGACGCUGAUGACGCCGUGCGCGCCCGCGACGGCUACGACUACGACGGGUACCGGCUGCGCGUGGAGUUCCCGCGCGGCGGCGGCGGCGGCGGCGGGCGCGGCGGCCGCGGCGGGCCCGAGCGCUUCGGGGCGCGCACGGCCACGCGCGGGCCGCCCGCGCGCCGCUCCGAGUACCGCGUGCUGGUCACGGGCCUGCCGCCCUCCGGCUCGUGGCAGGACCUCAAGGACCACAUGCGCGAGGCGGGCGACGUCUGCUUCGCCGACACCUUCAAGGACGGCACCGGCGUCGUCGAGUUCCUGCGCCACGAGGACAUGAAGUACGCUGUCAAGAAGCUCGACGAUUCUAGAUUUAGAAGUCAUGAGGGAGAAGUAUCCUACAUCCGCGUGAAGGAGGACUACGGUGGCGGCGGCGGAGGUGGCGCUGACCGCUACCAGCGGCGAUCCCAGCCUGCCUCUGCCACGAUGUCUGACGCGCGCUCCCGCAGGUCCCGCUCGUACUCCCCGCGGCGGCGCGGCUCGCCCACGUACUCGCCGGUGCGGCGCAGCUACUCGCGCUCGCGCAGCCGCUCGCGCUCGCACAACUACUGAGCACAGGUCGGUAUCGCCCCCUCUGAUCCCCGACACCAGCCAUCGCAUAUCCAUUCUGUACCGCGGCAGGCCGACCUGCUUGCUACUCGCUAUGCAGACUUGACCAAUUUAUAUUGACGUCACUGACAGGUAGUUUUGAAAUUAUGAUCUCUAUGGAUAUUAUUGCAUUCCAUUAUUUGCUCAAAUGAAAUGUGUACAUAAAUAAAUGUAAGUUUAUAAAUAACAAAGACAAUAAUAUCACAAAUACAAGAGCAAGUUAUAAUUGUUGUUAACUAACAAAUAGACUAGUUUGUUACCCCUACUGUCUUGAGAAUGUUACAUGAGCUAGAGAUAUAUUUACAGUACUUGUGGAGGGAUUCACUGGAUAUAGCAGUUGACUGCUAAUUGAGAAUAACACUGGACUUACUCAGGACUUAGUUUUGAACAUAUCACUGGACAUACUCAGGAUUUGAGCAGGUUUGCAGGAUUGUUUGCAACAUUUAAAAUUUGUUUGCUACAAGUUGAUUUGGCUUCCAUUUUAAUUUGAUCGUUUUAUGGGAAAAUUACUUUAAUUCAAAUAAGUUAUGUUCUCUCAUUAACUAUCCUAGACAGAGGGUUUUAUAAAAACGCUCGACAGAUUUAUUAUUUAUUGAAUUCUAAUGUACCUACUAUUGUUUUGUUUUUAUUAUUUUUUCAUUUUGUAUAUCUUAUAAUCUAAUUUCCUCAAAAGACUAUCUGGAUUUGGUAAGAUUUCGCUCUAUCAUUGGAUUUGGUAAAAACCUUGCCAAGACUCGCUGUCCCUAUCGUCAAUACCAGCACAAAAGCUAUGUUACUGGAGCGUCCAUACACUCGUCUUUACCGAGCCCCACGCCCGCACUGUACGUGACGCUUGCUUCGUUUUAGGUUGCGUUUUAAUGGCUAGUUCUAUUUGCCCAAUAAGCAUUUUGGUUCACGCUUCUUUAUUCAUCCAGUGUAAUAAAAUAUUGUGUAGAUGAUGUAAGACCUCU